AUGAGAGUUUGCCUGUGUCGACACCAGGCACGUAGCAUCCUAUUCGCUUGUGCAAAAGAUGCGCGUGUGUGUGGCGAUUGUUUGUAUACAGAAGCGCGUGUAGGCGCGGCGCUGGUCGGUGACUCCGGCGAUAACCUUCGAAUCGAUGUCAGAGCACACAUCGAGUCGCCGAACGGUAUCCUAUACGACGACGCGGACGGGGCCGAUCAACUAACACGACGACAUAAAUCUUCAUUGGAACAUCUUCAUUUGCCUAAGAAUGCGAAUUUUAGACCGAUUAUAUUACUCAUAUAUGGAAGUAAAAAAACUUUCGUGAACUUC
Brenthis ino (lesser marbled fritillary) is the source of this 321-nucleotide messenger RNA. NCBI's taxonomy places the organism in Eukaryota, Metazoa, Arthropoda, Insecta, Lepidoptera, Nymphalidae. The record is from the annotation of a GenBank genome assembly.